This is a messenger RNA of Daldinia childiae, 1377 nucleotides long. Its product is annotated as Phosphatidylserine decarboxylase proenzyme 3. Gene Ontology annotation, molecular function: phosphatidylserine decarboxylase activity. The transcript has 5 exons. Gene Ontology annotation, cellular component: mitochondrion. Lineage: Eukaryota; Fungi; Ascomycota; Sordariomycetes; Xylariales; Hypoxylaceae. The record is from RefSeq and is a predicted model, not a curated record. Gene Ontology annotation, biological process: phosphatidylethanolamine biosynthetic process. Bases 1 to 1377 code for a protein of 458 amino acids.
AUGGUUCACCAACACGGCGACGAACACGAUAUCCCCCAGGAACAUCGUACUCAGAAUCAUGGCGCCUGGCUUCCAGCAGACCAUCGUGUCCAACACGAAUGGCUCAAGACGCAAAUCGAACACGUCGACAAAGCUCCUCAAAAAGAGCUAAUUCCCGUUCUUCAAGAUUUCAAGAAACUUAUCGAAGGAAACUCACGUAUCUACAUGUACUUCAACCAAAUGUGGGAUGAGAUACCGCUCAAGAAGCCGUAUUACAAAGAUCCGACUGGUACCAAGAGGCAGAUCCGAGACUACCGGCACAUGCUAGCCGUGCUCAACCACAUCUUCACGCAAGCUCCUCUGUGGACUGAUGCUGCAUUCGGCGUUGGCAUGGUCGGAGUCCCCAUGGUGGGUAUCUUCGACUACGUGAUGGCCACACCUAGUGGUCACGCCGCUUUCUUAGAUCCAGAGGUCAAUAAGAUGAUGAAGAAGAUCCUGAAUGAAUGGGGCAAGUUCUUAAAGACACCGAAAUCAGCCGAAGUGCUCGCCUCCCAUAAACAGGGCUGGUUCUCCGAGCACGGCCUCAAAGACUUGAUGGAGGUAGCCAACGCACCGCUGAAGACGUCGCACAGGUUCGAGGAUAUGUAUAUCUGCGAUCCUUCAGCUAAACACUACGGCUACACUUCUUGGGACGACUUCUUCACGCGACAGCUGCGCGAGGAUGCACGGCCCGUAGCCUCACCGGAUAACGACGACGUAGUAGCCAACGCAUGCGAGUCUAAAGUGUACAACGUAGAGAGACACGCCAAGCUGCGCGACCGCUUCUGGAUCAAGAGCCAGCCGUACUCGGUUCUCGACAUGCUGGGCCACGAUCCUCUAGCCGCACAGUUCGACGGUGCAACAGUGUACCAAGCCUUCCUAUCAGCACUGUCGUACCACCGUUGGCACGCUCCUGUCUCAGGCCGUAUCGUACGCGCCUUUGUGAAGGAUGGAACUUACUUCAGCGAACCGCUGUUCGAAGGCCCAGCAGGUGGUUAUGCCGAGGGCGAACACAGCACACAACGCUCUGGCGAAAUCGACACGCGCGGCAUCAGCGUGGCGCAGGGAUACCUGACGGCGCUGGCGACGCGCGCUGUCAUCUUUAUCCAAGCAGACAAUCCAGCAAUCGGACUGAUGGCGUUUGUAGGCGUGGGUAUGGACGAGGUCAGCACGUGCGAGAUCACGGUAGGCCAGGGACAGCAUGUACAAAAGGGCGAUCAGAUCGGUAUGUUCCAUUUCGGCGGCUCAUCACACUGCCUGCUGUUCCGUGCCGGGGUGCCGGUUGAUGGGUUUCCAACUCCGAGCCGGAAGGAAAAUGUGCCCGUGAAGAGCCAGGUAGCGGUUAUAAAGCGGAAGUAA